This is a messenger RNA of Schistocerca cancellata (South American locust), 2231 nucleotides long. RefSeq lists its product as uncharacterized. The coding region runs from base 25 to 990 and encodes 321 amino acids. The record is from RefSeq and is a predicted model, not a curated record. Lineage: Eukaryota; Metazoa; Arthropoda; Insecta; Orthoptera; Acrididae. The transcript is spliced from 2 exons.
CGUUGUGUUUAAAAAUACUGGACUAUGGAGUGGAGUACGGAGACGGCAUUAAAGUUAAUAGAGUGUUUUCGCGAACGGGAAUGUUUAUGGGACCCUACGAACUGCGAUUAUAAAAACAAAUUGAAAAGAUUAGACGCUUGGAGGGAAAUAAGUGAGCUGUUAGAAAGAAAUGUGAACGAUGUAAGAAAGAAAAUGGAGUCUUUACUGACAUCUUUUCGCCGUGAACGACAGAGAGAAGCGAACCAAACUGGGAGUGGUUCUGAUGAAGUAUACAGAUCGACGUGGUUUGCAUUUAGCAGUAUGGGCUUCCUGCACGAUAAAGUCGCAACGAAAAAAUCAGGAACACAGAGGAGUUUCCAUAACAGGACACUGAGGAAAGACAUAUCAACACCGAGGGGAAGCGGCAAUGCUACUGCAAAACGAAGCUAUAAUGAAGAGACAGAUGGUGACGACAAGGGCAAAGAUGAACCAGCGACAACACCAGACAGCUGUAAGAAGUCUCGCAUCUCAGAUCCCUCUGCACCGAACCAAAGUAAUCAUUCAAGGGCAGACAUGGCUUACGACUUAAAUCUGGAACUCAACGAAAAGCGAUGUCUACGUGAUGAAAGUUCUAUUUACGGGGACUAUAUUGCAGCCAAACACAGAAAAUACAGCCAGCAUACCAAAAGUGUAGUGGAGCAUUUGGUCGGACAAAUCCUUUUCAAAGCUGACAUGGGUUUAUAUGAGACGGAAUUCACUACACCGCAUCCGCAACCUCAAAAUAGGUUCUAUAAUUCUAAUAAGCAACAUGUCAGUAGUACCCAUACCAGGCCAUCUCCUUCAUUGCUACAGACAUACAGUGCCCAAUCCCCAUCCACAUCCAAUGCUUUCCAAACCAACGAUGCUGAACUACACCAAAACACUUGCACGCCUAGAACCGAUACACCACCACCACAGUCGAUUUAUAAAGUUUCACCAGUUCCCCCUGAAGACUCAGAUCUUUCACCGUAGUAACAAUAUACAACAAAAAGUAAAUGUAACUACAAAAUGCUCAAUUUUCUAAAAUUAGUAUCUUACUUUUUACUGCAAGGGUUAUUCAAUAAUUAGAGACAAAUUGGUCUGGAGAAAAAGGCGUUUAUUUUUACAAAACAAUACUUUUUCUACGUUCCAACAUAAUCCCCCUGAACAUUUAUGCAGUUGUUCCAACGGACUACAAGCUUUUUUAUUCCGGCUGCAAAGAACUCUUUAUCUUGGUGUUUGAACUAAUUUCCCACAAACUUUUUCAAGCCCUCGUUGUUCUGGAACCUUUUCCCACGUAAUGCCUCCUUUAGUUCACCAAACAAAUGGAAAUGACUAGGUGCUAAAUCAGGAUUGUAAGGGGGAUGAGGCAGUACUUCCCAUCCCAUUUUGAUGAUGGUGUCACGGAUAUUUGGGCAAUAUGAGGACGUGCGAUGUCUUGCUGGAGAAUCACACCUCUCCUCUGAGAUCCACGACGUCUCUCUCUGAUGGCUGGCUUCACCUUGUUUAAAAGCAAAUCCGAGUAGUAUUGGCUGUUGAUUAUACACUGCUCUUCGAGAUAAUCACAAAAACUGGACCUUCAGUAUUCCAAAACACCGUCUACAUGACUUUUCCUGCUGAUGCUUGGGGUUUGAAGUUUUUCUUGAGGGGUGAGUUGGUGUACUUCCACUCCAUGCUUUGUCUUUUUGAUUCUGGCUCUUAAUGGUGAAGCCAAGUUUCAUCACAAGUUAAAAUUUUGUUGAGGAAGUGCUAACCUUCCCUUUCAUAACGUUCGUUUAGCACUGUGCACACUUUCAACCUUGUUUCCUUGUGUAGCCGGGUCAACUCCUUUAGGCGCCAUCUUACACAUGUUUUGCGGUACUUCAGCUUCUUAUAGAUAAUGUCACGAACUGUACCAGUACUAACUUCAGCCUUAUCAACUAUCAUUUCCACAGUCACACGGCGGUUGACACGAAUAAUGUCAUCAAUUCGACUUUCAAGUGAGGGAGUAGAAACUGCAACUGGUCGGCCAGAACGGUGUUCUUCAGUCACUGAGUCGCGACCACUUUUGAACUGCUCUACCCACUUGUAAAAAUUUGCACGAUUCAUACAAUCUUCACCAUGAACUUUAGACAGCUUUUUCCCCGGAACAAUUUGCCUCUUAAAUUAUUGAAUGACCCUCGUACAUAUGUGUACAGUUACAGCUUAUGUUGUGUUCCGUUUCGUGAAUAAACGCAAUAGUACCAAUCUCUAAG